GCUUCGUCUUCUUCGAUUUCGUACAAGACAUAAGCAUCGAUAGGCCUCCCAGCAUGCGUCCACUUAUGAGGCCAACAACACAUUCUGUUUACGGAUUCAUCUUCCAGCUUCAAUUACUGAGCUCAUGGGGUGACGAGUUCUACAUUGGUCUAAAUGGCAUAGAUUUGUUUGAUAGGCGUGAUGAAAGGAUCAAAGUUGGGCCACAUAAUCUGGCUGCGUUUCCUGAAAGUGUAAAUAUUCUGCCAUCAGUUGAAGGUGAUCCAAGAACUAGCAUGAACUUGAUAGACGAUUUGGCUGCCUUCCCGGAAAGUGUGAACAUUCUGCCAUCAGUCGAAGGAGAUCCAAGAACUAGCAUGAAUUUGAUAGACGGCUGUAAUGACACCCAAAGUAUGCGAAAUUUUUUGCAGGUUUCGGUGGACGAUCAAAUUGUGUACUCCGGUGAUGUGCCAGCAAGCACACCAGAAAAGACGGGAAUUUUAGAGAUCAGUUUUGCAAGCACAUGAUU
Molecule: messenger RNA, 505 nt
Organism: Cylicostephanus goldi
Lineage: Eukaryota; Metazoa; Nematoda; Chromadorea; Rhabditida; Strongylidae
Source: the annotation of a GenBank genome assembly